AUGCCAUCUGGAAGCUGCGCUUGCCGCCACAUCCGCUAUACGGCCUCUGUGCAGCCAAGCAGGCUGGUCAACUGCCACUGCGUCGAAUGCCGUAAGCAAUCCGGUGCACCCUACCUGGCCUUCGUCGACUUCCCGACAGACGCAGUCAAUUGGGACAUCAAGCCCACUGAGUGGCGUUUUAGUGAGACUGCUUCACGCUUCUUUUGUCCUCGCUGCGGCUCGACCGUGAUGAUGACCCUGGACUGUGAGCCUUCGAGCGUGGGAAUCGCCGUGGGGACACUGGACGAUGACGGAAGUGUCCAGGUCCCGCCGCCUACAUCUCAUAUCUUCCUAAAGGAGAAGGCUUCUUGGUUCCAGCUGCCUGAUGAUGGGGCGAAGAGGUUUCAGGGAUGGACGGAAUAA
This is a messenger RNA of Penicillium arizonense, 402 nucleotides long. Its product is annotated as GFA family protein. The record is from RefSeq and is a predicted model, not a curated record. The transcript has a single exon. Lineage: Eukaryota; Fungi; Ascomycota; Eurotiomycetes; Eurotiales; Aspergillaceae. Bases 1 to 402 code for a protein of 133 amino acids. Gene Ontology annotation, molecular function: carbon-sulfur lyase activity.